ACGAGGUAUUCUUACAAAACUCACGGUAGGAAUUUCUCGUGGGAGAUGUGUACCCAUCAGCCCCCGUUCUGUGCCGUACACUUUGUAGGGUUUGAAGUCGGGUCUCUCUCUCUCUCUCUUUUUCUAGCAUACAUUCUUUUUUAAAAAUAAACCGUCGAGAGAAAUCUAAUGUGGCAUGGCUGACUUCAAAAAUAGAAUAUAUUUUAAAAUAGAGGGGGCGAAGAGAGAGAGAGAGAGAGAGAGAGAGAGACGGAAACAUGUCACAUGGGCUGAUUAAGGGAGCUCAGAUAGUUUUAAUCCAGUAGAGUUUAAGUUAUGAAUGGUGUACACUGUGUGAUGUGACGUAGUCAGGAGAGGCGUACAUCUCAUGCAGAGGAUUUCUCGUAAAUUGGAAUCAUUAGUCGCAGCUUGCUGGUGCAUGGAGACAUGACUCUACAGAGGUACUCACGUUGGUGGGUGGAUGUGUGAAAUGGUUUCUGGUGCUAGUGUGGCUUUGUGCCAGUGUAUAACUUUAAAUUCAUGUUCUUUCGGAUGUGUCUGAAUUUUAUGAUAAGCUACAUUGCUGUACGAAUCACUAAUAGUAAAAUGUUUGAUGCUCCAUUCGAGUUCUGAGUUCUGUCCAAAGUUCGUGAAACUAGUUCAGGCUGAAUAUAAGAUGAAAAGAAUCAAUUUAUAUAUAAAAAAAUUAUAUUGAAUUGAUAUUUCGUGCAUUACGUUGAAUAUUUAAGAUCUUUUAGUUUUAAUUAUAUUUAUAUAAUCCAGAGCUAACUUAUUUUUAAAUUUAUAUUUAUAUAAUUACCCCCCCCCCUUGUAAAUGUUUAUAUAUCUGUAAUUACAUCCCCUUGAAAUUGUCAAACGAAAUAAUCUAUAAUUUACAUUUUGCUUCUGGUGUGUCCUGCUUCCGUUUCGAAAUCACUCUCCCCCCAAAUACACAUGUUUUAUAUUAAUAGUACUGAGUGAAAAAUAAGGCUGUCAUGCGUUACUUGUGAACUCAGGUAAAUUAUUUUUCAUUAGGAGGAAGUGACUAUUAUAUAAAUCAAUAAAGAGCCACUGGUAUGGUUUAGGACUGCCCGUAGGCCUAUUGUUUAAAGGCGGCAGGUAGGGUGUAGGACUGUCUGUAGGCCUAUUGUUUAAAGGCCGGCAGGUAGGGUGUAGGACUCCCUGUAGGCCUAUUGUUUAAAGGCCGGCAGGUAGGGUGUAUGACUGCCUGUAGGCCUAUUGUUUAAAGACCGGCAGGUAGGGUGUAGGACUCCCUGUAGGCCUAUUGUUUAAAGGCUGGCAGGUAGGGUGUAGGACUGCCUGUAGGCCUAUUGUUUAAAGGCUGGCAGGUAGGGUGUAGGACUGCCUGUAGGCCUAUUGUUUAAAGGCUGGCAGGUAGGGUGUAGGACUGCCUGUAGGCCUAUUGUUUAAAGGCCGGCAGGUAGGGUGUAGGACUGCCUGUAGGCCUAUUGUUUAAAGACCGGCAGGUAGGGUGUAGGACUGCCUGUAGGCCUAUUGUUUAAAGGCUGGCAGGUAGGGUGUAGGACUGUCUGUAGGCCUAUUGUUUAAAGGCUGGCAGGUAGGGUGUAGGACUCCCUGUAGGCCUAUAUCUCAAAAUACGCGGAACCAGUGUCAAACAACUGCACCCGCUCAAGCCCUCGUUGUAAUUAUUUUGUUAGGAAGGGCAUAACGAGUUUCUAUCAAUAGUUAUGGAAUGCUGAAAAAUAUGGGAUACAAAGUAACAGUGAAGGGACACAUAAAAGUGGUGCAUUAAGUUUUUUUGGCGCCCUAGAUGGUCCUUGGGUUUACCAGCCCUCACUCACAAUAUCCACAAACAAUGCCAACUCUAUAUCCAACUAACACCAUAGCAUACCAUUGUGCUGAUUUCUUUGCCAACAUUUUGCUGGUGACUUGUUUUAUUCUGCUAUUCGAAAAAAAAAAUGUUUGUUGGGGUGGAUUGAAAACGUCACCCUCCCCUCAGGAGCGUUUGAAGGGGUGCGGGGGGGGGAAUGCCCUUUAUAUGGAGGGCGGCAAUUUUGACCCAACCCAGUUUUUUUUUUAGUGAAAGAGGCGGCAGAUGUCUUGGCCCACACCAGGCAGCACCAACCCUAGCUACGCCACUGCACAACCACCUUAAAAAUAAUAAUAAAUUUUGCAUCUUGUGACAGACUGCCCCAUAACCUAUGACAACAGAAAUAACCUUAAAAGAACUAUGGGCCGUUUGCCAUGAUAUUAUAUAUAAUAGAAUGUCUUGCUUGACCUUAGUUAUAUGUGCUUUGGGCUUUUAACCGAAUAAUCGAAUCAAAUUUAUAACAAAUAAAAUUCGAGUCUGAGCUAAGUACUGUAAUAUAUGUGUCAUUCUGCAAGUGUUUAAAAUGUGGGCACAGUGUAUUUAACUAUUUGCAAAACAACCGUUAGUCUAAGAUCAGUGAUAAGAACUCAUGAUUCAAAAGAGCCGAAAAUCAGCAGCAGAUCGAUUAAAAUUUGUUUGAGAGCCAGAUUUCUUUUCAAGAACCUGUCAAGAACCAUGUCUUUAGAGUCAAACCCGAUUUGUGGCCGACUGGCCGAGUCGCACUCAGGUCGCUAAAGAGCCGCAUGCGGCUCGCCAGCCGCGGUUAGCCGACCACCGGCCUAAGAAUGUUUAAGAACUCCAUAAGCCACGUCUAAGCCGAAUAUGCGAGCCAUCUACUGUAACCAUUGACACGGAUUCUCUUCCUUUUAUAACAGUCCCAUAGAGAUAUAUCCUUAAUAUGAUCACGAAGAUCUUAAUCUCCCAUGAAGAGCUUGCAUAUCUCAAGCCACAUAAAUACACCGCCAAAGUGGAAGAGCUUCCCCCACACCUGGGUGUUAUUAACCAACCGUUGUUAUUUCUACCUGGAUGUUAUUAACCAACCCUUGUUAUUUCUACCUUCUUUCAGUUCACCUACCAGGUAGAUUAUUCUCAACGUAUCUCAGCUGACGUACGGUACUCACGGACCUGGUGCUAGGUGACGUAACUCCUGGAGGACUGCUCGCCGUCUGGUUUGACUUGUUAGUUAUUUACUUCAGUCUGUUUCUAGUGUGGAAUAUCUGCACAGUGACUGUUAGAAACAACGCUUCUAAAUCCCGCCGUUACCUUAAACCACCACCAUUGGUCUGGGGCCAGAUGUCUAUUUCAUCACAGGUGGAGUUGAAAUCAGGAUUUAUCCUACCAGCACUGACGUUGGUAUACACAGGAAACGCUAGCCGUGUUGAGCGGAUGAACAUAUUUCUAUUACUGCCUGGAUAACACAUUUUAGUAACACAAAUUUAGCCAACCUAGCAUUGUUGUGCAUUCUAGUAACAUUCAAUGACUCACAGUUUUAACAAGUUACAAAGUCUAAUGUGAUUAUCUCCUAGCGAAGCCUACCGCAAACAAAAUUUCUAAUUUCUUCGAUAAGACUCAUACUAGAUGUGUUUGUAAUUUAUACAUAAAUAAAUCACACUCUCGCCGAGAUUUAAAUUCAGCAAUGACUGAGCGUCCCACGUUACAAAAUGGCUACCUUGGAGCCCAGCCCCUCUUCAAAGAAAUCGGGUUGUCCACGAAGACCCACCCCGAGCCCGAGUUCGAAACAAGCGAAAACGAAUUCGUCAUCAAGCUGAAAGCCAGCCAGCCGGUCAAGAUCACCAGCAAGGUGGUCAGCGAGGUCACUGGUGCGGAAUCCCAAGAGCGUGUCUUCAUUCAAACCCGUGCGGAUGACAUUAACCUUCUGAUCAGUCUGGACAAGACCGGCUACCACAGGCUCCAGGUUUACGCACUCCCGUCUUCCGACAGCAACAAACAGCUGCCGGGGGUUUUCAACUAUCUCAUUCAUUGUACCGGAACUCCCCGGAAAUCGCGCUUAUUCCCCAAACAGUUCGCCCAAUGGAGAGACGGAUGCGUGCUUCUCGAACCGUUCUCAUUGGCUGGGGAUCACGUGAAGGGUGACGUCAUGUUUCGCGUGGUUGUCCCCCAAGCCCACGCCGUAGCCGUUACUACGGGUGACGAGUGGACACAUCUGGAGCCUGGUGACAAUGGUAUCUGGACUGGCCGCGUCAGUGGGAUAGAGAAGUACAAAGGUAAAGGACUUCACGCCGUGCUCAAUGCUAACUUUAGCGAAGACGAAGAAACCAAGUACUCAUCCCUGCUGCAGUACACUCUAUAAAGUUAGAGGAUAUAGUAUUGUGUAGCUUUUAAUGUGCGAUGAAACGGCUUGGCUUCUGUUUUGGAGAAGAUAUUCCUCGUCUGUUUAAACGAAUUUAUGUGAAAAUGGACGUCAACGUGCAUUUUAUAGCCAUCCAUUAUUUAAAAAAAUUAAAAAUAAUGAAGUUAACUUGAUGUGGUAAAGAAGAAAAAGACUCAAUUCAAGAAAUUCUACUACUUUGCUUCUUCUGAGAAACACAAUUACAAAUUUCGUGUUAUCAAAUUUUUUUGAAAACCAUGGAGUGAAGCAAUGAGAACUAAUUAAUUGUACAUUUUAGUUGUUAUAAAUUCUUCCAUUAAAUGGUUUUCUUGCAAGUUACCUCAUUAUCAUGUUAUUCUAUCCAUUUAAAUCUUUAGGUCUAACUAACUUUAGGGCAUGCCUUUAAAAAAAAAAACUUGCAGAUGAAAUCAAAUUUAUUAAAUAUAUCUUAUUCCCCCGCUACGUAACGUUUUCGAAAGAUUUGACAUUUUUUUGCCCGUGUUUCUUUGACAAGGAUGGAUGCUGCUAGUUGAUUGAUUCACUGACGCUUUGAAAAUUGUUACUACAUCUAAUGUUUUUUGCAUCUGUCUUUCAUAUAUCCACUCUUACUUUACAAGACUAUACAACAGUGAUUUGUAUGAAAUAGCUUAAUUAUAGGUUUCAUCAUUUCAUUUUUUACAUUAUUUUUUUUAGUCUCCGAGUUGUUGUGAGGUAUCACUCUAAAAACUAGGUAAAUUAGUUAUACCUCUGUUAUACUCUUAAAUUUUAACUGGACCUGGCGGACAUGGAUUACUAAGAGUUUCGGAAAAGUUGUCCACCAUAGAGCUGACCUAGAACUAAUAGAAAGUUUAAAAUGAAAUUUAAAUUUAUGUCGCUAUUGGAACAACUGGAACCAACUACUUAGAUCAUGCUUCAGUAAAUUCAAUGCAUAUGAAUCUAUUUUUAACGAAAUAGAAUUGGCCUGGUGCUAUUGAUGUUGUGUUUAAAGCUAUGUAAUCGGGUCCUAAUCUGUUGAAUAAAGCUCUUUUUCCAACCAGCU
Molecule: messenger RNA, 5199 nt
Organism: Lymnaea stagnalis (great pond snail)
Lineage: Eukaryota; Metazoa; Mollusca; Gastropoda; Lymnaeidae
Source: the annotation of a GenBank genome assembly